This is a messenger RNA of Saccostrea cuccullata (small rock oyster), 1515 nucleotides long. RefSeq names its product GTPase Era, mitochondrial-like. Gene Ontology annotation, molecular function: rRNA binding; ribosomal small subunit binding; GTP binding. NCBI's taxonomy places the organism in Eukaryota, Metazoa, Mollusca, Bivalvia, Ostreida, Ostreidae. Gene Ontology annotation, cellular component: mitochondrial matrix. Gene Ontology annotation, biological process: ribosomal small subunit assembly. The record is from RefSeq and is a predicted model, not a curated record. The coding region runs from base 114 to 1502 and encodes 462 amino acids. The transcript has 12 exons.
CAGGAGACGAAAUUUAAUCAUUUGUUCAUGUUUUCUGUGUAUGCGUAAUGUAAGGUCGGGAUCGGAUUCGUGAACAACGAAAGGAAUGUGAACGAGUUAACUCUAAUUUAAAGAUGGCUGCGCCCAUGUCAGCAAGAUGCGCGAUGAAAUUAAACAAAAAGUUGUCAUGGAGUCAUUUAAAGUUGAUUCUCAACUAUCAGAGAUUUCAAAUACAGUGGUAUAGUACUAAGCAUGUGUACCAUGGCAAAGAAUCUGAUUAUUUUGGAACAGCUCAAAAGUUUCCAGAAUUCCACCCUGAAGAUAGACGGAUAUGUUUUACACCAGAGGAACAACUCAUGAAGAUUACACUGCCACCAAAUCAACCAGAUAAUUCUAAAAUUCUGCGGAUGGCAAUUAUUGGUGACCCCAAUGUAGGAAAGUCAACUCUUAUCAACAGAUUGUUACAACAUAAGAUCCUUCCAGUUUCAAAAAAGAUAAACACCACAAGAAAAAAUACCCUUCUGGUCCUGACAAAAGAUGAAUACCAGAUAAUGUUUGUGGAUACACCAGGAGUUUUAAACCCUAAAACAAAAGCAAGACAUCAUGUCCCAUCAUCCCUUGUAUUGGAUCCCGACAAGGCUGCUGAUAAUGUCGACCUUUUGGGAGUUGUAGUAGAUGUCAAGGAUAAGUUCCGUAGAAAUACGCUCAGUAAAACAGUGAUGAGAAUACUUCAUCUCCAUAGAAACACUCCAACAAUACUGAUCCUAAACAAGGUUGAUUCUGUAGUGAACAAGAAAGGUCUCCUGAACACAGUCAUCUCCCUGACAAAUAAAGAGUUAGAUGAAAAGAAAAUACCCUUAUGGAUGGACAAGAGAACACACAAACUGAGAAGGAGAGAACAACAGGAAGACUUCGUGGACUCAGUGAUUGAAAAAUACAAAGCUUCUAAAGGGAGCAGUGGACAGUCCUCCAGCCCCUUGGAGGACACAGGUGUUGAGGGCUCUAAUGAGGAGUGGGGUGAGGACCAAGACGUGUCCUCAGAUGAGGAUUUGGAAUUCAGGAAGUACAUAGAGAGAUUAAAAACUUGUCCAGAGACUGCUGUGCAGAAAACCGGCUGGUCAAAUUUCAAGGAAAUUUUCAUGGUGUCUGCCCUGAAGGAUGAUGGUGUUGAUGAUUUGAGGGACUAUAUGUUUUCUUGUGCCAAACCAGGAGAUUGGCUGUACCACAGCUCAGUGUUAACAGAUGAGUCACCCUACAAACUGGCAGAAAACAUUGUCUGGGAGAAAAUGAUGGACUUUGUCAAAUUUCCUGUUUAUGAACUACACCCUCAAAUUAAACUCUGGAGGUGGGACUGGGAGGCGGACAGAUUAGAUGUCGUCAUGAACAUUGAGUGUGCUAACAAGUUUCUUGUGGCAACAGUUGCAAGAGAAAUUCCAGUCAUUGUAGAAAAAGCAGUAGAAGAGCUGAGAAAUCUGUUUAAGUGUCUUGUUAGAUUAGAGUUGUUAGUGCUGAAGAAAAAAUAAAUUCAAUGCAAAA